Messenger RNA from Penicillium paradoxum, 1125 nucleotides. RefSeq names its product MIF domain protein. Bases 1 to 1125 code for a protein of 374 amino acids. The transcript has 2 exons. NCBI's taxonomy places the organism in Eukaryota, Fungi, Ascomycota, Eurotiomycetes, Eurotiales, Aspergillaceae. The record is from RefSeq and is a predicted model, not a curated record. Gene Ontology annotation, molecular function: phenylpyruvate tautomerase activity.
AUGGACCCAUCCAAGAAAAAACCAUCAUUGCCGCGCCUAACCACCAGUAUACCUCUUCUCGAGCAAUCCCCCAAUGCAUCCUGCAAUGCUUUACCAUCAAAGGUCCCUCCAGAUGCCAGCGCCCCACCUAUCAUUAUCCCAGAAAAGCCAGCGAGAACUCCAUCAAUGUUUAAGGAGGAGAAGCACGACGAGGAAAACAUAGCGCCAGCCACACGUUUUUCGUCAGAUGCAAUGCCCAUCUAUGUCUCUCAGAAAAAUGUGGACGAUUCACCGUUGACCAAGGCAAAGAAAUUGUACUAUGACGACGCAUUUACAGCCCGUGGAUCCCACAAUUCACCAAAGGACCGUGUCAUGUAUGAAUCUGUUGUUGUCGUUGAGCUCAAGACCAAUACCAAAGCGAAGGAAGACACUUCCAAGCUAUUAUCGAAUUUGAUCCACUCCAUGGCCCAGUUUUAUCAGCGUCCAGAGACAUCAAUACUGGUGACUAUCGACCAAAACGCCGACCUAAUUUUCGGCACUAACCCCGGCUCGGCGUAUCUUCUGAAGAUUAGUGCUCUCUCAAGUUUGAUUGGAUCCCUCACCAAUCUACGCAACACCAAUCUCAUUCAAGCAGCUAUCCAAGAACUGAUUGGCAUCGCUCCAGACAAAGGAGUUGUCAUAUAUACUCCAGUAAGCGAGGACAAUCUUGCAACGAAUGGGACAACUGCCAGAGCUGAGAUCGAUCGCCUGGAGCAAAUUGACAGCAACAGCCCUUCAUUCUUCAAGACCAUUUCACGAUCUAUGAGUCGUCGCAUCAAAUCGAGUAGCGGUAACAGUGCUCCACUGUCGCUCACUUCAGUCAUGAGUCCUGAUAGCGCCACCACCACUUCAACUUCUUCCGCCGCAGUUGCUUCAGCACCGGCUCCCACACUGCGACCACAUCAAGGAGAUAAUAAAAAGCCAAUCAAUCAACCAAAGUCACCAAAGGAGGAAUUGGUCCAGCAGGUAUCAUCCAAGGAUGAGAAAAGUGAACGAACCUUGAAGAAAAGAAACAGCUUCCGAGGGUUUGUCACUCGUCGCUUGGGUGAACUAGGCGAGUUAGCAUCGAGGAAACCACCCAAUGACUCCAAGGGAAAACAGGACUAA